Messenger RNA from Colletotrichum acutatum, 1602 nucleotides. RefSeq lists its product as uncharacterized. Lineage: Eukaryota; Fungi; Ascomycota; Sordariomycetes; Glomerellales; Glomerellaceae. The transcript has a single exon. The record is from RefSeq and is a predicted model, not a curated record. Bases 1 to 1602 code for a protein of 533 amino acids.
AUGGCCUCCGAACACAACCCCUUUCGAAGGAAGUCUGCUUCCACCUCACUCUCCGUCUCAACCCCCCAGCCAGUCUCUACAUCGGCCUUUCUCGAGUCCAUCACCUCCGGCAUCUCGAGGCAGAAUGGUCCUCCGCCCCCCGAGGCGCGGCCGGCCAAGCCAAAGGUCGUGAAAAAGGUUAGGGUCCUUUCGCCUCCACCUUCGUCUCCCUCGUCCCCAGAAUCCGUACAUAGCAGAGGCUUUGGACGCCAGGACGACAGCAGCGACGAAGAUUCCCACGACGAAGACGACCAAUUUUCAAAGCGAUUUCCCGAGCUUCCCGGUGGCCUCCCCGAGGCUGCGCCACUUCGCAUUGCCAACGCGAGCAAUACCCCCGAUAAUCCCUUUGGCAAGACGCUACAAGAUCUGGAAGGCUUGACGGACGUGAAGCCUUCAUCUGGCGGAUCGGCCAAAGCUAUGGAUGUCAACGCCUUUAAGAUGCUGUUGCUCACCGGCCAGGCCGGUGCUGGUACACCACCCCCGCAGACAUCAGCGUCACAGGGAGACAAGGCGCCCGGUGCAUCAUAUGCUGCACCUGAGCUGGAAACGCCACGGACGUCACAAGAUAUGGCGGAUCGCGGCAUUGACGACCAACGUUCUCUUUUGGCAUCUUCUCCAUCCGUGAAGAAGAAGCCUCCGCCGCCUAGCUCAAGGCAUGGUCGGAAGAUUAGCGUGCAGACUUCAGGUCGUCCGCAUAUCUCCUCCGAGACUGCGUCGCCCAUUUCCCCGUCUGACGUGAACAAGCCUCUACCGCCCGCUCCAAGCAGUCACGGUGGAGAUGACAUGGAAGAUGUUUUUGCCCGUGAGGCUGCUGGCAAAGUUCCGGAGCAGGACUCCCCCACACCCAGCUCAACACCUACCCCGGCACUUCCGGCGACAGGCAAGAGACCGACACCUGCCCCUCCACCACGGCGGGGUCACGCACGGAGCCAGUCCUUAACAGCCAAUGCCGGGGCCAACGCUCCGAGUGUACCAAGUUACGAGGCCGACACUCCGCCUCGCUCUUCGUUAGAAUCGCAGCGCUCCAGAUCAGAGAGUUUCCGAAGCAUCAAUGCUCCGGCUCCGCCUCCACCUCGGCGCCCGCACGCAUCCCAUCGACAAUCAUUCCAACUAGCCUCGCCAUCUGCUGGUUCAUUUCAAGGAGCCAGCCCAGCACCAUCUGACAUUGAUACUUCUAUACACGCUACGGAGAAUACCCCUCCCAAAACCUCACCUCCGCCACCACCACCGGCACGGAAUACUUCCAUACGCCGGCCUCCUAGCGUCAGGAGCAUUGAAGCCCCCAGCAGGAAGAUUAGUGGGGGCAAGGAGAAUGCUCCCCCACCGCCACCACCGCGUCAGAGGGGCAGUAGUCGCGGAAGCAUGGACGGAUAUGGUAUGAGGAGGACCAGCAUCGACAGCACUAGGGCCAUGGGCAGCAACGUUCCAGAAGAGCCCGCCGCGGAGGAUGAUGCACAGCAAGAGUACGACGCAGCUAACUCAGGCAAGGGCGCGGAUAUUCUCGCCGACCUGGAUGCUCUACAACGAGAAGUGGACGCCCUGAGGGCAGCACAGGGCAAAUGA